Molecule: messenger RNA, 2091 nt
Organism: Pimephales promelas (fathead minnow)
Lineage: Eukaryota; Metazoa; Chordata; Actinopteri; Cypriniformes; Leuciscidae
Gene: tpbg
Product: trophoblast glycoprotein
Biological process (GO): negative regulation of canonical Wnt signaling pathway
Cellular component (GO): plasma membrane
Molecular function (GO): protein binding
Source: RefSeq, a predicted model, not a curated record
AGCGUUCGGUGUGGAUUCAGGGAGCGGCGGGGGAGAAUCAUUUACCGCGAGCAGCGCGAGCGUUGCGGGACGCUGAGAUGACGAGCCCCGAGAAUAACCCAACAAACGCGGUGAAAACACGUUUUUAGGAAUCGCUCGUAGGAUUGGGGACUAUACUUUUGGUGGAACUCAUGAAAAGAAGAGAAACACAUUUGGAACUUGAAGAAACGUGCGGCUUUGACGCACAUGAACUAAACCAAUCUCAUCUCUUUUGCUUUGUAGUGGAACUGAGGAGGUAAGGAAGCUCAUCCUGAAUUAGAGAACAAAGAAAAAUGUGAGAUUUUGAGAAGCGCGUUCCUUUCAUCUCUGUGGAGAGAAUUGCUUUCACGCAGUUUGAUUUAUAUCACUUCAAAAUGACCAAUGUUGGAUUAUUGCGUUUGCUUCAACUUCAGAGGAAACAAAAGAAUAUGUGUAACCUGACUCUUUGUGUUUUACUCGUCCUGACGUGUUCCUGCUCAUCUUUAUCUUUAUGUCCUGCCCAUUGCUCGUGCGAAAGCACAGUGGUGAACUGUGUUAGCCAAAACUUGAGCUCCAUCCCACAACCCCUUCCAGAAAACAUCACCACACUGAACCUCAGUGGAAACAACAUAAGGAUUCUGAACAAUGAAUCUUUCCCCAAGCCUUUGGAACAUUUAACACACUUUUAUGUGUCUGGAAACCAAAUGGAGCAAUUGGACUCUAUGGUGUUUAAAAACUUGCCAAGUCUGCGUUUACUUGACCUCAGCGACAGCAGGAUUUUAGAGUUUAACGUUGAGGCUUUACCUCAAGACAACAAGAUUGAGGUUUUAAACCUCAGCAAAUCCUUAUACAACCACUCCUACGUGAGUGUGUUUGCAAAUCUUUUCAAACGCAGCCUAUCUAAAGUUUCCCAUCUUGAUUUGUCCAAUAAUGACCUGGUGUUCCUUCCAGAGGGCAUAUUCACAGAUUUGUCGGACUUAACGGUUUUGGAUUUGAGGAACAACACCCUCGUCUCAUUCGGGAAUGAUACAUUUGUGAAUCCUGCGCUUAAAGAGUUGGACUUAAGAGACAACGCGUUAAAAUUCCUGUCAAACGUGACCCUGACGGAGCUCAGUUUGAUCCCUGAUUUGCGAGUCAGUCUCUCAGGAAACCCCUGGCGCUGUGAUUGCGACAUCGAGGACAUGUUGAUUUGGUUAGAGAGACAUGACUUUGUGGUGGACAAAUUAAACUUGUCCUGUUCUUACCCAAAAGAACUGAAAAAUACACCACUUUUACACCUAGCACAACCGCAUCUCCCAUGCUGGAGAAACAAUGGAAAUAUGGAUCGAGCUCUGGAGCCCUCAUAUGUGUUUUUGGGGAUGGUUCUUGCCCUCAUUGGGGUCAUUUUCCUCCUGGUCCUUUACCUUAACAGGAAAGGGAUCAAGAAGUGGAUUUAUAAUAUCCGAGACGCGUGCAGAGAUCACAUGGAGGGAUACCAUUACCGAUACGAGAUCAACUCCGACCCACGGCUAGCCAACCUCAGCCUCAACUCCGACGUGUGAUGAUACAUUCUUGGAAAACUGGCUUGCGCCACUGGCACGCAAUGAUCUGACUCUAGCUUUGCAUGAAUACAUAGAGGUUUGCUGUGACAUGCAUUCGUUUCUGUCAGAUAGGACAGUAACUGGAUUCUGCAAGGAUCAACCCUGUCCUGCUCGCCUUCAGCUCAAUCAUAUAUGCUGGUGUGUUGCUACAAUGUUGUCCAGUGAUGCAUGAAUCAAGAACAUUUACAAUUCAUAUUUCCCUUUUUUAUUCAAUGGAUGGGACUGUGGAUGGGUUUGUCUUUUUCUGAUGAAAUCUGAAAUUCUGAUUACAGAGUAACCGGCGAAAUGUCUGAACAAACUUGUAAUUGUUUAAUGUAAUUUUUAUAGCUUCAUUUCUUCUGCAAAAAAAUACUGCCAUGCAUGUAUUUAAGUAUUUUUUUUUCAUUGAUGUAAAAUUAUGGCAAUAUCCACUUUUUUAUGAUGAGUUAUUUGGUUUUAUAUUUACAUUUGUUGAAUGGACAUAGAUCAACUUUUUUCUCGGGAUGCCCUGUUGAAUUAAAGGUCUUGCACUGAU